GAGCUCACAGGAAGUGUCCGCAAUGGCUGAGACCCACAGUUUACAGGACCUCCAGCAGCCAGGUGUCUCCUCCAAGGUGUUCGUGCAGAGGGACUACAGCUCAGGAACCAUCUGCAAAUUCCAGACCAAGUUCCCCUCUGACCUGGAGUCAAGACUUGAUAAGCAGCAGUUUGAGGAGACCAUCCAGACUUUAAACAACCUGUAUGCAGAGGCAGAGAAGCUCGGGGGGAAGUCCUACUUGGAGGGCUGUCUGGCUUGUCUGACUGCGUACACCAUCUUCCUCUGUAUGGAGACCCACUACGAAAAGGUGUUAAAGAAGAUCACCAGGUACAUUAAGGACCAGAAUGAGAAGAUCUAUGCACCCAGGGGCUUGCUGCUCACUGACCCCAUAGAGAGAGGCCUCAGAGUUGUUGAAAUCACCAUCUUUGAAGACAGAAGUGUUGGCUCUGGAAGAUAAAGAAUCUUGCAGUAUGUAGUCAGUCAAAGAAGCAUCUUUAAUGGAGUCAGCUUCACUGGGAAAAUCUUGGGAGCUCCACUGUGACACUCUUGAUCUGUGAGAAAUCUGAAUUUCUGGACAGUAUUUUACUUUAUCCAUAGUCAAACCAAUUACUAACCACUUCUAAUUCCACCAUGUGAUAAUAACUGCAAUUUACUUACGAGGAUGCCUUAACAAACCAACCUUCAUAGGCUUUUGUUUAUUUUCAAGAAGUUUCCCCCUUUUUUUCUUUACUCUUUGUAUAAACUAAUGUCUAACCAGAUACUCUUCAUCUAUCUGGAAGCACAUAUUAAGAUAUCUGCUUCACCUGAAUGGAUGUAUAUAAUUUGUAUCUGAUUCUUAUUUUUGUUAUUUAUACGUACUCUACUGUCUGCCUAUCCUUAUUUGUUAAUGUCUUUUUUAUAUAUAAAUAAAAUAGUUUACAGUCCAGACUGUGUUUGAGCAGUGACACUCCCCUCCCCCCCCCUCUUCAGGCCCUUUGCUUCUACACAUUUAGUUUAAAAUAUAAAUUUAAAUUGUCCAUCGAAUAGCAUGCUCUUAAUGGUAUAUAAAUAACUGUGUGGGAGAUAAAGCUCAUUUAACACAGAGGCAAAGUUUCAAAAUGAAUUUAACUUAACACUUGGCUCCUAAAUGUUUCUUGGGCAGCUGUGUGUAGUUUGAAUGUUUAUUCAUGCUGAAAAAAGUUGAAACUGCCACAAACAAGGUAUUUUCCAUAAAAUGUUCCAUUUAGUUUUGUUUGACCUCAUGUGUACCUGUUCAAAACCCCUCAACCUUUUGCACUGUGUACUUAAAGGGCCAUAUCUUCCACACAUUUCUCUCUAUGAACAUAACCCAUCUCAAUGUAAAGCUGAGACGUGACACUUUAAUAUUUGUAUUUAUUAUUAUCAUUUUAAAUUUAAUCUACUGAGGCACAGAGCCUGAAGAACAAAAAUAAGUCAUUUGUCAAAAUACUUACAUUUAUAAUUGUUGAUAUCCUAGUUGAUCGAGAUUAGUCUCCAUUAAUCGGCCAUUAUGAUAAAUGCCAUUUUUUACCAUGGUAAUCACAAGGGAUUUGACUUAUGUAUUGUUUUGCAAGCAAAAUAUUGUGUUGUCAUAGAAUUGUGUAGAGGCGGAGUUGUUGAAACUGUCUUUAAACCUAAGUACCGUUAUGUGUUGUAUUCCACAGUGUUAACAUGCUGGUUGUUGUCUUUGUUUGAGCAAAUUUCUUAUUCGUGCAUGAAUGGGACUUUUUGGUGGGAAACUCUUGUCUUGUUAAACACACACAUUGGAUUUGAGUUUUUUAUGACAUCAAAGAUGGAGUCUGUUUGCUGUUGGUAGGUCAAUCAUAAAACUAAAAUGUGACCUCAUACAUUUUGCGAAAUCUCUGCCAUGUCACAUACCCCAACUGGACUAGAUCUCCCAAAUCAUACCCAACAGUCCUGUGCCAUGUUUCUGCUUAAAGUCGUUCUCUACACGGUCAAUGUCAUCCCAUUUUACACCACAGGAACCUUAAACACUUUGAAUUCCACAGAUUAUUGCUGUAAUUGGUGUUUGAUACAACCAGUUUACAUUUUUUACAAAUUAUCUUCUGUUUUGUCUAAAUAAACAAUCUUUUCCUGAA
Molecule: messenger RNA, 2096 nt
Organism: Limanda limanda (common dab)
Lineage: Eukaryota; Metazoa; Chordata; Actinopteri; Pleuronectiformes; Pleuronectidae
Product: golgin subfamily A member 7-like
Exons: 5
Coding region: 23-457 (144 amino acids)
Biological process (GO): peptidyl-L-cysteine S-palmitoylation; protein targeting to membrane; Golgi to plasma membrane protein transport
Cellular component (GO): palmitoyltransferase complex; Golgi stack
Source: RefSeq, a predicted model, not a curated record